AUGGCUGUCGGAAAGAACAAGCGUUUGUCCAAGGGAAAGAAGGGUAUCAAGAAGAGGGUUGUCGACCCCUUCACCAGGAAGGACUGGUACGACAUCAAGGCCCCUUCCAUCUUCGAGGUCAAGAACGUUGGCAAGACCCUUGUCAACCGUUCCUCCGGUCUCAAGAACGCCAACGACUCCCUUAAGGGCCGUGUCCUCGAGGUCAACCUCGCUGACCUCCAGAAGGAUGAGGAGCACGCUUUCCGCAAGAUCAAGCUUAGGGUUGACGAUGUCCAGGGCAAGGCUUGUUUGACCAACUUCCACGGCAUGGACUUCACUUCCGACAAGCUCCGCUCCCUUGUCCGCAAGUGGCAGUCUUUGAUCGAGUGCUUCCAGGACGUCAAGACCACUGACGGUUACUUGUUGAGGCUCUUCGUCAUUGCCUUCACCCGCAAGAGGCCCAACCAGAUCAAGAAGACCACUUACGCGCAGUCCGCUCAGAUCCGUCAGAUCCGCAAGAAGAUGUUCGACAUCAUCACCAAGGAGGCUUCCACCUGCUCCUUGAAGGAGCUCCUCCAGAAGCUCAUCCCUGAGGUUAUCGGCCGUGAGAUCGAGAAGGCUACUCAGGGUAUCUACCCUCUUCAGAACGUCUACGUCCGCAAGGUCAAGAUCUUGAAGAGCCCCAAGUUCGAUGUUCAGAAGUUGAUGGAGCUUCACGGUGAUGCUGCUGAGGAGGCUGGUGCUAAGGUCGCUCGUGACUUCAAGGAGCCCGAGGUCCAGGAGUCCGUCUAA
Messenger RNA from Saitoella complicata NRRL Y-17804, 771 nucleotides. RefSeq names its product 40s ribosomal protein s3ae-a. Lineage: Eukaryota; Fungi; Ascomycota; Saitoellomycetes; Saitoellales; Saitoellaceae. The coding region runs from base 1 to 771 and encodes 256 amino acids. Gene Ontology annotation, biological process: translation. Gene Ontology annotation, cellular component: ribosome; cytosol. The record is from RefSeq and is a predicted model, not a curated record. The transcript has 3 exons. Gene Ontology annotation, molecular function: structural constituent of ribosome.